CAUACUUUAGUGAGUGCCGUGUUUGCGACAUACAGUUUUAGAUAGCACUGAACUCUUGGAACCUUCAAACAUCAGUACUAUUUGAAGUUAUCUAAUACUCUUGAUUCAGUACUCUGAACAGCUGGACACAUAUUGGCACCAUCAGCGAUCAUGGAGACCCCUUCAGGAACUGGAGUUCUUCAUCCUUACUGGCCACGGAACCUUGUCAUUCCCACCUAUGUUGCCAAUGAUCGAUCUAUGUCAGAGCUCCUGUUGUUUCUGUUUUCUGUGUCUGGUGUGUUUCUGCUUGCAACCUGGCAGCUUACUGGCUGGAUUGGGGCCACUGGCAGGAUGGGGACAUGGAGGCGUCUGGCUGUGGGCUGGUUUGGUGUUUGUGGUUUUAUCCAUUGCAUCAUUGAAGGCUGGUUCUCACUGUAUUAUGAUAUUAUUCCAGGAGAUCAGCACAUCAUCUCACAGCUGUGGAAGGAGUACUCAAAAGCGGACAGUCGAUAUAUAAUAGCUGAUAACUUCACUGUCUGUUUGGAGGCCGUGACUUUUUGGUUAUGGGGGCCGUUCAGCUUUUGGGCUGUGUUUGCCUUCUUAACUGACAAGGCCUACAGAUUUGUUCUGCAACUCAUCAUUUCAUUAGGUCAGCUGUAUGGAACGCUGCUUUACUUCUUCACAGAGCACAGAGAUAGCUACAUUCACAGUGAUCUGGGACAUCCAAUCUACUUCUGGUUCUACUUCGUGUUCAUUAAUAUCCUGUGGUUUGCCAUUCCACUGGUGCUCAUUGUGGACGCGUGGAAACAGCUGUCAGCAGCCCAGACACACACAGACAACACACAGACACACAAGUCCAAGAGAAACUGAAGCGCAACAUUCAGAAAAGACCGCAGGACACUGAUUAUGGGGAAAACACGCAAAAAGACCCGGUAUUAAUGAAAAGAAGAUAUGGCAAAACAAAUGUUUACUAGUUUGUUGGGCAUGCCUCAUGUAAGUUUUGCCAUGUUGUACCUGUUGUAAUUUGUGCCCUUUAAAAAUGUAUACGAAUCAUUUUGAAGUGCAGAAUGUUCCUUGAAUGUUGUCCUGACUUUGUGUCGCCCCAGAAGAGAAUUAAAAUAAAUAAAUAAA
Messenger RNA from Monopterus albus (swamp eel), 1110 nucleotides. RefSeq names its product EBP cholestenol delta-isomerase (gene ebp). Gene Ontology annotation, cellular component: endoplasmic reticulum; membrane. The transcript has 5 exons. Gene Ontology annotation, biological process: cholesterol biosynthetic process. The coding region runs from base 151 to 849 and encodes 232 amino acids. NCBI's taxonomy places the organism in Eukaryota, Metazoa, Chordata, Actinopteri, Synbranchiformes, Synbranchidae. Gene Ontology annotation, molecular function: cholestenol delta-isomerase activity; steroid Delta-isomerase activity; C-8 sterol isomerase activity. The record is from RefSeq and is a predicted model, not a curated record.